This is a messenger RNA of Boeremia exigua, 2353 nucleotides long. RefSeq lists its product as uncharacterized. The transcript has 4 exons. The record is from RefSeq and is a predicted model, not a curated record. Lineage: Eukaryota; Fungi; Ascomycota; Dothideomycetes; Pleosporales; Didymellaceae. Bases 179 to 2245 code for a protein of 688 amino acids. Gene Ontology annotation, cellular component: mitochondrion.
GUCAUUGCAGAAGUGUGACCCAUGUCCAACAGCAGCCGCGGUCGGGUGCACGGUCCGUGCACGUUGGCGUCGGCGUCACAAGCCAGCUACGAUGGCAACAACGUCAUGAGUUGCGAAUUGAGCGCGUCCUUUCAUUCAUGGACUUUUCACGCAUCGCUCGCGUCCAGGAUCUUGUACUAUGAGGACAGUCUUCCUCCUGGGUCGACAAUGUCUUCGGCAAAGCCUGCAUCGUUCCACGCCCUUGCUCACCCGCGCGUCCACGCGCCCGCUCGUAUCCGUCCUACGCCGGCAGUUCGCAACACCACGAUUGGGCAGCAAAACGAUACUAUGGUCUGGUGCAGCAGCAGCCGGCGGCGCUGUUCUUUCACCACUUGCAUUCGUUGAGAUUGGCCACCAGCAAUCUGGAAAUGGCGACAAGACUCACGAGGAGGCCAUGCUGGAGGUCUCCAGGCAAGAGCUCGCAGAGCAAGUGCCCAAGUCACUAGAGAACUCGAAAAAGUACAGACGCGGUCUCUACUUUUUCGUAGAAGACUACAUAAUUGAGCCCAUAGCCACUGGCUUGCGGUUCCUACAUCUGGUCAUCAUCUUUGUUCCAGUCAUCGUCACAAUACCAUCCAUAUGGCUUGGCGCAAGGAAUGGCGACAGAGACAACGAAAGAAGCGGGACGCUAUGGUGGUAUGGCUUUCUUGUCACUUCUAUGGAACGAGCCGGAGCGGCUUUCAUCAAGCUAGGACAAUGGGCUGCUUCUCGAACGGAUAUCUUUCCAACCGAGAUGUGCUCAAUCAUGUCGACUCUUCAUUCUAAUGCCCCUGCGCACUCACUCGAGACGUCGAAACGCACUAUAGAGGCAGCCUUCGACGGGCGCCCAUUCGAAGACAUAUUCGAAGAGUUCGAUGAGAAGCCCCUCGGUGUCGGCGCCAUAGCGCAAGUUUAUAAGGCCAAGCUCCAACCAGAUCUGGCUACAUUGCAAUAUAACACAAUUGAUCGAGAGGAGCCAAAUCUGGCGCGUAAAAUUAAGAAGAAUGUGGACGCCACAUUGAAGAGCACGCCACAGCGGGUGCCUUCUAGCCAUGUUGCCGUCAAGGUCUUGCACCCCAAAAUCGAGAAGAUCGUCCGCAGAGACUUGCGCAUAAUGGCAUUUUUCGCAGCCGCUAUCAAUGCCAUCCCCACAAUGGAGUGGUUCUCGUUUCCGGAUGAGGUAGAGCAGUUCGGUGAAAUGAUGAGGCUACAACUCGAUCUCCGUAUUGAGGCUGCAAAUCUCACACUUUUCCGCCAGAACUUCAAGGAUCGGACAACGGCGUGGUUCCCGUACCCCUACACUGAGUACUCAACGCGCAACGUCUUGAUUGAAGAAUUCGCUCAGGGAAUCCCGAUGGAAGACUUCUUGCAAAAUGGUGGGGGCGUGUUUCAGAAGGACAUCGCCGAUGAGGGCCUCGAUGCCUUCCUCAAUAUGGUUCUCAUUGAUAACUUCAUUCACGCUGAUCUGCACCCCGGUAAUAUCAUGGUCCGCUUCUAUAAGCCCGAGCAGCUUACUGUCCCGAUCUUGACUAAGAAGGAAAAACGUACUACUGGUCCCACAGAGUCGCCGGAUGUCACAGAAGAAGUACUGGAGCGUUUGCGACCGCAUCGGAAGGACCCUGAGCAAUGGAAAGCGCGGCUCAAAGAGAUCGACAACGAGGGCUAUCGACCACAACUCAUCUUCAUUGAUGCAGGAUUAGUGACAGAGUUGAAUGGCAAGAACCGCACGAACUUUCUCGAUCUAUUCAAAGCUGUCGCUGAGUUCGACGGGUACAAAGCAGGCCAUCUGAUGGUCGAAAGAUGCAGGCAACCUGACGCUGUCUUGGAUGGUGAAGUGUUUGCCCUGCGAAUGCAACAUCUGGUUCUUGGAGUCAAAAGCCGUACGUUUGCCCUCGGCAACAUCAAAAUCGGGGACAUUCUCAACGAGGUAUUAUCGAUGGUGCGGACGCACCACGUCCGUUUAGAGGGCGACUUCAUAAACGUCGUUCUUAGUAUAUUGCUUCUGGAAGGUAUCGGACGGAGUCUGAACCCCGAGCUGGACCUUUUCGCUGGCGCACUUCCAAUAUUAAGACAGCUGGGUGCCCAGGGCGGCGGCUCAAUGAUUCGCGGAGGCGAUUUUUCUAUGCUCAAGGUUUGGGUCGGUCUUGAAGCACGCAGCUUCUUGCAGGCUUCCGUCGAUACAGUGGAACGCUGUGUCAAGUAUGAUCAGUUGUCACCAAACAUCUAGGGUCCAGACUGAUGACAGUGAUUUGAAAUAGUUGUGCACAUGAAGAUCACAGCAAAUUGCGAGCAUGGAAAAACAUCAGUUAGACAAUUCUCAAGUUCAUACAUCACC